CUCCAGAAAACCAGGCACUGGUAAGGGGAAGAGCAACAUGUUGCGCACUUUGGUUUUCAGUUGCUCUGCAUGCACACUCAGGGCGUUUAUAACUAUUGUCCUGGCUGCAGAAGAAUUUUAAUCCAUAAGUCUCACGUUGUGCAAGCAAGAAAUUGAUCCUGGACUACAUUAAAGCAACUACUCUACAAGAGGACAGCACAAUCUGGGCCUAUAGCUCAACAUAGCCAGCAGUUUUAUCCUUUAAUGACACUGGACAGAAUGACAAGGUAUUUCACAUUGUGGGUAUUUUGUGGCACAAUGUGCUCCCUUCUGCUGGCUGUAGGGGCAUUUGAGUGCUCAGAGAAGGAAAAGUUGCUGAAACUGAUCCCCAGCACGGUGACACAGCUAACAGACUGUUUAAUGGAGUGCACUGGGAUGAUGUUCAUCAGAAAACUGCAACUUCAGGAUAAUCGUAACAUACGGCUUAAAGAUUCCACAGAAGGAGACCUUGGGGAAUACUGUUGGUCUAUGGAGCUCAAGUGCACUAUUGGAGAGAGUUUUCAGAAAGCCUAUGUGGUGUUGCCUGUGGAUAUAUCUUCAGUUGGACCUGAGAUACUGGAAGUCAAAGCCACUGCCCCCACUGCCACCACACUGCAUGCACACAACAGCCCUGCCACAAUCGCAGAGAACUGUGGCCUCCAGUACGACGUCACUCAGCACUUCAGCACGGAGAGGAUGGGGGCUUCAUUCUGCAUACAAGUUGUCACCAAGGAAGAUGUCAUGGGGGACAAAGUUCUUAAAUGUCCUCCCUAUCUGGUCACCUUCUGGCAGAGGAAUCCAAAUCAGUCCAACCAAGAAGGUGGAGGAUAAAAUCUCAGUGAUGGAAAAAGCACUCAGAUCUUUUACUUAAGUAAAAGUACCACACUGUAAAAAUACUAUUACAUAUUAUAUCAUUAGAUAAGUCAUGCAUUAAUGCAUAAGCUUUUUAUUGUUGUAGUUGGUUGAGGUGCAGCUAUUUUUUAAUUAUUUUGUAUAAGGCUGCAACAAGAAAAUGGAAAUACUCAAGUACUUAAAUUUGUGCUUAAGCACAGGACUUGAGUAUAUGUUACAGUCCACCACUAAUUGUCAGAAUAUCGGUUUGCAGUGAGGUUUAUUUAACAUGCUAAAUAUGUUGUUAGCACACUUAAAACCCCCUCUGAAUAUUUAAGUCCUGCUUGUAUUAUAACUAUAACACAUAAAGUAACUUGUAACUAAUUCAUAGUUAUAUACCACUGGCUUACACAUUUACUAGUUUGGCUUUAUUUUCCUUCUUUGCUCUCACCUAACUCUAUUACCAGUGUGGAUAGCACAUGUGAUCAGUGAUUUAUUCAAAAGCAACCAGAGUGAUGAAAAAGUUCUGAUAAAUGAUGUAAAUAUGAUCUGUUAAUGGUUGUAAGUUUUAUAGCAAUAUUAAAAUGUUUUAUUUUCCCUU
Molecule: messenger RNA, 1450 nt
Organism: Dicentrarchus labrax (European seabass)
Lineage: Eukaryota; Metazoa; Chordata; Actinopteri; Moronidae
Exons: 2
Coding region: 244-849 (201 amino acids)
Source: RefSeq, a predicted model, not a curated record